Molecule: messenger RNA, 8973 nt
Organism: Drosophila eugracilis
Lineage: Eukaryota; Metazoa; Arthropoda; Insecta; Diptera; Drosophilidae
Gene: nocte
Product: hornerin
Exons: 7
Coding region: 1483-8367 (2294 amino acids)
Biological process (GO): cell differentiation
Source: RefSeq, a predicted model, not a curated record
GGGCAACAUUGCGGAGCAACCACUCACAUCUGGCAAUGCUCGCCGCAAAAUGGCAAAAAAUAAUACAUACGAUUAAAAACUAAUGGACAAUUACGUAUUACGUGAAAAGAACGCAACGCAAAUAAUCAAAACCUAAUAAAGUGUGACGUGCAGUACGGUCCGUGUGCGUACAAAAAUACAGCGAAAUAAGAUCUAAACGUGUGAAAAGUGAUUCAAACGGGUUUCGGAAUCGGAGCCGAGCACUUAGACCUUUUCCAUCUACACUUGCAAAAAGCGACAGAGCGCGAGAGAGACGGCGCGUGUGAGCGGAGAGUAGAGCGGAGUGCCAGUGAGUGCGAGCGAGUGCUCUGACAAAGCCAGCGCAACAUAGCGAAAAUCGCAACCAAAUCGAAAUUCAACCAAAUCGAAGAUUCUGGCGAACAAAGACGACUGCCAACUGCCGAAUAACAACAACAAAGCAACGUCUCGCUGCCAUCGGUUGCACUCUCUUUUUGUUUUCGUUCCGUAUUUUCGCAAGCGGCGAAACAGGCGCUGAGUAAGCGCCAGAAAGAGUGCAAAAAAAGGCGAAGGAAAGAAAGAAGCCAAGGAGCAACGAACUGUGUUUGCGGUGUGUGCUCUGCGUGCGAAAAGCGCGUUUAUUGGCCUAACGGCUGUUUUCACUAGAAAAAUAUGUUAAAUAGAAAAAUACUUUUGCUGGCUUUGUGUAAUUCGCUGUGUGCAAGGGGGACCGAACGGAACACAGCACCUCCUGUCAUCUCGCUCUCUCCCGCAAACAGCGUUGCAUUUAGAGACGGUCGGUUUUUGUUAUCCGUUUUUUUUGUCAUCAUAUACUCCAGAAGUUUCAGUGAAUUUGUGUUUAAUCAGCAAAUAUCAUGCUGAGCAAAGGCUUACUAAUUGUUUAAUAAUUGCCAGGUGUUUUCUGGCCUGCCACCCCCGCAUUAAUUCUGUCGCCGGUCUGGCUAGCUGUGCUAUUUUGCCCGGGUGGCAACACCGUGCUUCCACACCACUCACACGCACGCAAUACAUGCGAAAAGUGCGAAGUGGAAGAGGAAGAACUCGACGAAGAAGAAGCAGCGGCAAACUUUACGUUGGAAGGUGGAAAUCAGAAUUAAAAGUGCUAACUUAAUUCGAAUUUAAACGGUCAAGCGCAUUCAAAUAUCCAAUAGACAGGCGGUCAAGUGUAUCAAUAAACCGCGAAACAUUCGAAGUAAACAAAUUUGAGCGUUUUCCAUUCAGUUUAUCAUCGCUACCCAACAAACGAAACUCCCCGAGUGUGUGGCUGUGUGCGUGAGUGGUGUUUAAACGCCCACUAAAAAGACUGAUACAAGAAGCUCCGGCCCAAGAGCGGCGAUCCCAGCACCUUAUCCCCAUCCUCAUAAAAAGCCACAGCUACAUCCUAGCCCAUCCUCCAGCGCAGCGUGAAGAAGAGGAGCGCGGCGGCGGCGAGAAGGAAGCUAACGCUAAUGAGGAUCUAUUGGCAGCAUGAGUACACUGGGGGGAAGUAGGGGAGAGCGAAAUGCCAAGCCCAAAUUCACAGCGUUGGAUAUAAAUCGCAUGUACAAGAAUAGCCGCGGCGAAUCGAGUGAACCAUCUGCACAAAAGAAUCAAGUGCCACGUAAACAUGGAAUGCAAAUCUUGGGCAAAGUGCCGUCCGCUAGGCGACCACCAGCCAAUUUGCCAUCCCUGAAGGCCGAGACCCACACCAGCAGCAACAACAAUCUCCUAGUCUCAGUUGAAGGAGCCACAUCUGGAGGAGCGGGCUCAGGCGGAGCAGCUGGAGCAGGCGCGGCAGGAACCAAUACUAGCCACAACAACACCACUGCCCACAGCGGAAGUUCAGGAUCAGGCGGCGGAGCGGGAUCAGGCGGAGGAGGAUCUGCGUCGUCAUCUGCUGGCGGCCAUCAUACGCAGCAGCAAGCUCACAGCCAGCACCAGCACAAUAACAACGUCGGUCUUGGUCCGAACGCCGGAAAGUUUGUCAACAGCAACAGUAGCAUCAACAACAACGCCGGCGGAUCAGGCAGCGGCAAUAAGAACUUUAAAUUAAUCAACAACUCCGUGGGCAGCUCCGGCGGCGGAGGAGCAGGAGGUUCGGGCGGCGGCGGCUCAGCAGGACCAGGAGGAGGAUCAGGGUCUGGAUCGGGUGGACACUCAGUCAACUCACCCAAGACAUGGUCUGCCAUUACCACAGGACACGAGCGGGGCUCGGGCGGUCAGCACUUUGGCCGCCAGCAGCAGCAAGUGGUUCCCCAUUACCAGAGUCCCCAGUUUCAGUACGAGUUUCCCACGCUGGACGGCACAGUUGGCAGCGGCGCCGCCGGCGGAUCGGGGACGGGUGUAGGAUCCGGGCCUGGAGCGGGCAAGAACCAUUACCAGAACCAGGCACACCAUGCCGGCCACCAAAACCACCACCAGCAUCAGCAGCACCACCAGCAGCAUCAACAGCACCACCACCAGCAGCAACAGCACCAUCGGGACUACCACCAUGGCCACGGGCGCCAGUAUGGACACCACUCUCAUCGCGACUACAGAGAUGGCAGCGACGACGUCGGCGGCGGGUCCGCGGAGCUGGGCGAGCUCAGUCUUCGUCCACAGAACGACACGGCAGCUUGGCUGCAGCAGCAAGAGAAGGCGGCCAAGGUGGCAGCAGCUGCGGCAGCGGACCAGGGUCUCAACCUACAGGGCCCGGUCCACCACCAGAUGGGUGGAAAUGGCGGGGGAGGAGGAGGUUCGGGUGGAGCUGUGCCCCUGCCCAUCCUUUCGCUAAUGCCCUCGUUCAUGCGCAGCGGUGCUCCGCUGCCUGCAACUGGAGCGACUGCAGCCAGCAUCUUGGCCGGCGGAUCUUUGGACUCCACCGCUAUGCCCAGCGCUCCCUACCAAAACGGCAUUCUAGGAGCUCGUUCCUCUUCGCCUGCUGUAGUGGGAAGCGGCGGAUUUCGGGCGGCCACUAUUAUUCCCAAGCGACCACCGGCUUCUUCAUCGCCUCCGCAAUCUGGACUAGGCAUAGGAGGAUCUCCGACGCCACCUCAAUCCCAGCAGCAGCAGGCCAAUGGAGGAGGCGGUGGAGCCGGACGCAAGGAUAAGGACUACGUGGUGGAGCCUGAGGUGGCUCAGAUGCAGCGUCCCAUCAUCCGCGAAGAGGAUUUGGAGCGUCUAAACGCCAUCGCCAAGGACGAUAGCUGGACCAAGCAGGACGACAUUGACUACACCAAGAAACUAACAUUCUCAGAUGACGAGUCCACGCCGGAGGAGCACCAAGGGCAGGGUAAGCAGCACGGUUCUGCCCAGCAAGGAUCCUCCUCAGUAUUGGUUGGAAACGAUCAACGCAAGCUGUCCGCCUCGACAGCCAGUUGGCAACGCGGCAAGGAGAGCACCGAGCGCGAACAGCCAUCGGAAGCUAUUCAGGAUCAACAGCAGCUCCAGCAGCAGCAGGAGAUCCGCCAACAGAACGGUCAUCGAAAUAGCUCUGGCAAUGUGGGAGCGCCAGUAGCCGGUGGAAUUGCUUUGGAUGCCAGUGUUUAUGAACGUGUAAAGCAGCGCAAGGAGGAGGAAGAACGUCGCGAGAUGGAACGUAAGCAGGCGGCUGCCAAAAAGUUGCAAGAACUAGAAAUGAAGAUGAAUAGCAAAAAGGCGGCAGCAGCAGCCUUGGCAGGAGCAGAAGGAACAGCCCUAUCAUCCUCUGGCUCCACAUCGUUGACCAAUGAGGUUCCACCUUCGUCCGCUCCAUUGGGUAAUGUUAGCGAAGAUGAGGGUGGAGGCCAAAGCGGCGGCAGCGGUCUGCACCGAAGGCCUCGGGGAAGCAUCUCGAGCCUGGGCAGCGGCGUCACUCCUACGGGAGGAGCUGGUGGCGGCGGUGGAGGCGUAUCCUCAUCUUCGUCGGCAGGCGGCGACUAUGGUCAAAAGACCUUCCUCACCCAUUUCCAAUCAAAUUUACCACCUCGCUUCCAACGUCAGCAGCAACAACAACAACAGCAGCUGCCACGCUUGGAGAAGAGCGCCUCGGCUAGCAGCGCAUUCGACAGCAAUUCCCGCUAUCUGCAAAAGGGCGGAGUAAGCGGAGGAGGAGGCGCGAGUGGGGGAGCGCAGGCUAAUGCUGGACAAGGUCGAAGCAUCUCCGGCGGCUAUGCGCAGCGUGGUGCCAGCGUCGGUGGCAGCGGUGGUGGUGGAUAUGGGCGAAAUCGGCACGACAGCAGCAGUGCUCGAGAGGAACAAGAGUUGGAACAGCAGCAGCAGAGGUUUACUCGAGGCCAAGACUACCGUCAGGCGCAAGUUUUGCCGCGCAGCAUAUCUGAGAACUCUCAUCGUAAGACCAGCGUUUCAUCGGCUGGUGAUGAUGUUUUGGGCGGUGGAAGUGGAUCUUGCUCCUCGUGGGCAGAGCAAACGGAUGCCGAACAGAAGGUGCAUCAUCGGCACCGCGAGGAGAGCUUUUCUUCGACCCACAGCCACGACUCGGCGGUGCAAAUAAAGAUUCUGCAGCGGCCGGCCCGACAGCCGAGCCUUAGUGAGGAGUCGUCAACCCAGCAAAAACAGCUGCCCGCCUCUCCACAGCAGCAGAAGACGCUGACGACUGAGCCCAUGCCCACGCAGAUUCUGCGACGCAGCGUGGAGAUCGAAAAGCCCGUAGACGAGCGCUUGGACGACAAGUCUGCAUUAGAAUCUGAUGAUAAGGCGAAGGCAGCGGCUGGAAAGGUGGAAGAGGAGAAGUCUGGUAAUAAGCGGCCUAGCCCAAGAAGCGGAGCGGCAUGCGGAAGUGGAGGUCGUGGUGGUCGCAGUUAUACCAGCGGCAGUAGCGGAUCCGCUGUCGGUUCAGGCAGCUAUCGGAGCCAGAGGACCGCCAGCGACUGGGGUAGCAGCCGUGGCAGUGGCGGCAGUGGCAGACGCUACUACGGCAGUGGAGGUGAGCAAUCAGAGCACUCCGAGGAUGUCGACGAGGACUGCUACAGCAGCAGUGGAGGCGGAGCCGGAGGAGCAGCGCGUCGCAGCCCCAAAGAAGCUGGUAGCAGUGCAUCGAAUGCCGGUCAGGCAGCGGCCAACAAGGCGGGUUUCUCACCCCGUGGCGAACCCUCAAGACGUGGAAGAGGUGGUCUCUCUAGCGGAGGAGGUGGCUCCGCUUCAGGCUAUCGCCGUCAACCCGUGGGCACUGGCUCGACUGGAGGUUCGGGAUCGGGUGGAGCUGGUCGCACCUAUGGUAGACUUGGCUACGAAGAAUAUGGCAAGCAACAGCGCACCUCCGAAUCCGACGCGGAUCUGGACAAGACCAAGCAGAACCAGCUGGCACUCAGCGCCGGCCUGCACAAACCAAGCAAGGAUGAUAAGGAUUCGUCUGCGCUCAGCGGCGAGGAGAAGGACAAGACUGUUACUCUGACUCCCGCCCACAACACUGCCCUGUUAGCAAAAGAUGAGUUGCAGAAAGAUGCGGCGGGUCGUCUGCCUCCCGGUCUAUCAGCAGCGGGAUCAGCAGUGGGAUCGGUAACUGCCACAUCAUCGUCAGUCGCAGCUCCCGGCUCAGUGGACAAGAAGAAGGGUGAGUCCUGUGCCGUUGUUGGCAGUGAGAAGGUAGCGGGCAGCAAAUUGCCUGCGAUUGGCGAGAAGACCUCGCUGGGCGCUGUUGGCUCUGGUCCGUCGACAAAUCUUCUGCUAGACGCGGGUGCACCUGUCAACACGAUCAUCUUUGAAAACUCUACGUACAAGCAGCAAGCAGCAGCCGCUGCCGUGGUUACCAAGCCAGGUACUCUAUCGGUGUCCAGUGGCGGCCCCUCUAUGACGGUGGACAGCUUGUCCAGUGCACUCUCUCAGAUGAGUUUUGGUGGCAAGGCGACAACGGCUGGUGCCGGCGAGGAUUCCCAAGACAUGAAACUAGGAUUCAGCUUUGGCGAUGAUCCCACCACACCCCUAAAGGUGGUGGACACCAUCGAUAAAACGACCAGCCAACAACAACAGCAACAACAACACUCCCAGCAACAACAGCAGCAGCAAAACAAUUCGACUGCGGAUCUUAACAUGAAGAUAGCCAGUGUGAAGAAGGUCUGGGAGUCGGCCACGCCCAUGUCGGAUGGUCCUUCUCCGGCGCAAGUGCAGCAGCAACAGCAACAGCAGCCACAACAGCAACAACAGUCGCAGGUACAGGUAGUUACGCAGCAGCAGCAACAGCAGCAAGUGGUGGGAUCGCAACAAGCAGGUGACGAUGGCAGUGGCCACAUGAGUGCCGCCUCCUUCGUGGCUGCGGUGGCCGCCUCACAGCAUCAGCAGCAACACCAGCAAAUGCCCCAUUAUGCGGUGUCGGCGGUCCACAUGCAGAGCCACCACCACCAACAGCAGCAGCAGCAGCAGGCGGCUGCAGCGGUGGCGGCAGCGCAGGCGCAGCACCACCAGCAGCAGCAGGCACAGGCGCACCAUCAGCACCAUGCACUCUCCUCGCCGGGCCCGGUGCCCGGAGGUCAUGGCCAUGGCUAUGGCCAUGGGUCGCCGUUCGACGCGGGAUCGUUGGAGCAGCAGUUCCAGCAGGAGGACUACCCUAGUCCCCAGCAGCAACAGCAGGCGCACCAGAAGACCAAGCAGUUGCAGCAGCAGCAACACCUAGGCAUGUCUCCGCCGCCCAGCCAACAGCAGCAGCAGCACUCCCAACAGCAGCAGCAGGCACACCAGCAGCAACAGGCACACCAGCAACAGCAACAGCCGUCAUUCUAUCAGGCGUCACCACAGUUCGGCGUUGGAGGCAUUCCCACGAUCCCCAGCCCGCCGGCCGUGGUGUUCAACUCGUCGCAAAUGCCGCCGCCACCGCCGUCGCAGGGCGGUAAUCUGUACGCUCCAUUCCAUUCGCUCGAUCAUUCGAGCCGUUCGCCCGCCUACUCGGCGGCGGCGGCCGCCCAUAGCUUCCCGAACCACUAUGCGGCAGCAGCAGCGGCGGCGGCAGUAGCGGCCGCGAGCGGCGGUCCCUUCAAUGUCAACGUAAACGCAUAUGCAAUGCAGACUCCGCACGGUGGCAGUCUGCCGCCCACCGCGCCCACGGACAUGUACUCGAACCUUUCAUCCCAGUUCCGUCUGGGCGGUGGUCCGGGUCCUGGACCGGGUCCGUUCGGUCAACCGAGCUCUCAGCAGCUGAGUAAUCCGAGCAACCACGCCGCGGUGGCAAUAAUCUCGUCCAGCAGCAACUCCAUGAUGUCGUCAGGCGCGGCUAAGCCGCCUCCCAGCCAGCAGCCCAUUGGGGCUAUAGGCUCGAAGUCGGCGGGAAGCGGUGGCGGUCCAGGACCAGGACCAGGUCCCUAUGCUACCACCCAGCAGUACAUGAAUCUUUAUACUGGCCCACCGCCGCAGCAUCCCGGACAAGGUGGACCGCCGCCGGGCGCCCACCAGCUGCAAUCGAACAGUUAUUACUCGAAUUCGGCAGCCGGCGGACCCAGUGGACCGCAGUUCUACGGUGGACCGCAAGGCAACGGCGGAGCACAGAGCUAUGGGCUGGCACCUGCCGCAGGCAUGUAUGGUGGCCAUCAGGGCGGACCGCCGGGCUCCAAUGGCCCGCCACAGUCACAGCACACGAUGGGCACCUUUAAUACGCAGUUCAUGAACUCGCAGCUCCUGACAGCGGCCAGCAUUAACCAAUACCGUGGUGGACCAACACCCGGAGCAGCUUAUCUCAAAGGCAGCCAAGGACAGGCACACAUGCAAGACUCGAUGGGUCGUCAACUGAAAAGUCCACUAAGCGCUGAUAUGAGCCUCGGUCUAGCCAAGCAGGUGCAGUCGCAACCCAGUCCGCCGCACCACAAGAAUUACGGCUCGUGGGAUCUGCAGAACCAGGUGCUGCAGCAGCAGCAGCAAUCUCAACAACAACAGCGACAGGGCGGCGGUGGCGGUGGCAAUGGGCCAAACAUGAACGCUCUGGGCGGUCGUGGUAGCGGAGCGGUGGGCAGCGGCAGUGGAAAUGGAGGAGGAGGCGGUGGAUCCCAGGUUGGCGGAAAUGGCGGAGGCAAUGGCGUCGGAAGCGUAGGCCAGAGUGGCGGCGGCGGCCAAGGACGUUAUCCCACGCCGAUUCAGCGGCCCAACAACUACCCACAGCAUCCACAACAACAGCAACAGCAGCAGCAGCAGAGGGAACAGGCGGCAGCAGUAGCGGCGGCGGCUCAGAGGGCUCAGAAUAUGCGACAAGUUACCGGUGGCGGCGGAGGAGUCACAGGAAAUGCCGGUGGCGGUGGCAGUAAUACACCCGUGGGACCCCCCGGCGGUAAUAAUGGUGGCAACGGCGGCCCAGGCGGAGCGGGCGGAGGAGGAGCUGGUGGAGCGACGAGCUCCGGACCCGGAAAGCCCUUCUAUGCGAAUAACGCUUCCGGAGGAGGUGGUGCGGGCAAUCGUGGUGAGUGGCACGCGAACUGAGCGUUAGGUGGUCAUCACCCGCCAUCUAGUUGACUCCAGGCACCCACCACCACCACCACCCACCAGAAAACAACCGAAACAAAAACACAGAAAUACCAAUUGAUGGCAGAGGAAAAACAAGAGUAGACCAGCCAAGAGCUGGUGGAAUGUAUCUUAUCCAAACCGAGAACAUAAACGUAGACAGAGUUAAGCUAGAAAAGUGGAAUAUAAACUAAACGAGCAUCCAAGCGAAACACAGGCAUCCAACCUCCGAAAAAAGGGGCGAUGUGAGUAGGAAAGUGAGCUAUUGGGGGACUCCCCCGUCACAACCGUAAAAUGGCAACUCAGUAAAAUCAGCGAUUGGUAACCGUAGCGAUGAAAAUAAUCGUAAGUCGAAAGUGAGAAGACGAAAGGUUUAACAGGAAACGAGUAAGGAAUACCUAAUUGCAAGAAGAAAUAUUUAAAAAAACACACCACACACAUGCAUACAUACAUUUACAUAUACAUACAUACAUACAGAAUAGCAGUGUAUUUUUUGUCAAACAAAUUUACAUAAUAAUAUAUUACUUUUAUAUACUUAUGAUUUUUUGUAGUAGUCUUUCUCCUUUAAAAAAAAAACAAAAUGAA